Molecule: messenger RNA, 806 nt
Organism: Camellia sinensis
Lineage: Eukaryota; Viridiplantae; Streptophyta; Magnoliopsida; Ericales; Theaceae
Product: serine carboxypeptidase-like 16
Biological process (GO): secondary metabolic process; proteolysis
Molecular function (GO): serine-type carboxypeptidase activity; acyltransferase activity, transferring groups other than amino-acyl groups
Source: RefSeq, a predicted model, not a curated record
CCGCCCACCAACCAACUGUACAUUUUUGCAGUUAACAACACCUUUCAACCCCAAUGUUAGAAUUGUGGUUAAGACAAUUUCAGUACUGAAUAGGUAUAUGCAUUUGUAAAGAGAAGAUAUCAUAUAACUUGAUCUGUAUAGCCAUCAAAGUAGCAACUUUUUUUGAGGGGCAAAACAAUAAUGUCUUCUUUUUCAAGCAAAUGCUUGUGUUUGCAUUUGUUGAUUUUACUGGCUUUCACUGGAACUGCACUCUCCGGCUGGAUUGUGAAGACUUUACCAGGCUUUUCCGGCGAUUUACCCUUCACUCUAGAAACAGGGCAAGGUCACUCGGGAGUCGACCCGCUCAUACUGUAUCUGAAUGGAGGACCCGGUUGUUCCGGUUUGAAUGGCCUUUUCUACCAAUCUGGUCCAUUAGAAUUCAAUCUAAGUUACCCUGGCCAUGGCAUACCAGAACUGAUACACUGCCUACACUCAUGGACUAAGACUGCAAACAUAAUAUUCAUAGAUGUACCCGUUGGCGCCCGGUUUCACCUAUGCAACAAAUGCCGCUGCUUAUGCUAGUUCAGACUCAGCAGAAACAGCUCAUCUUCUAACUUUUAUGAGAAAGGUGAGUGAGACUUUGAGGAUCAAAUACAAGUCCAUUACUGUAAAAAUCAACAAAAUCUGUGUAGUUCUAUCAGUAAUAACUCUAAUGAAUAUGAUUAGUAAUACAUAUUCAGGGGUGGAACCGGAAUUUUAUUGUAGAAAUACAAUGUUUGUGUAUAUAUAUAGUAUUUAAAUAAGAAUGGGUUUUCUUGUUUUCUAAA